UUUCAGUCAGUAUUGUAAUGUUGUUGACAGCGUCAGUGGCUCCCAUGUGCGUCGCCAUGCAAGACCGACAUCACCGCUACGAGGUGACGCCGCUCGAUCUGCGACCCGCCGUCACGACGCCACCGCACUCCGACGACAUGGACGAGAUGGACUCCGACGAGGAUAUCAACGUGGACUCGGACGGUGAGCCCGACUCGCGUCUACUCGGCUCGGAUGCCCUCGACUUCCAUCGCCGCUACAUGCAGCAGCAAGCCCAGCCGGGUGACGACUCUCCCGGGUCGCCGUCACGCGGAGGCGAUGACUCCUGCUCCACUGACAAGAAGUCUUCGUCGUCGUCUCUAGUGAAGCCUCCCUACUCCUAUAUUGCGCUCAUCACGAUGGCCAUCCUGCAGUCGCCGCACAAGAAGCUAACGCUCAGCGGUAUCUGUGAGUUUAUAAUGACGCGUUUUCCGUACUACCGUGAAAAGUUCCCCGCCUGGCAGAAUUCUAUCAGACAUAACCUGUCACUCAACGAUUGUUUCAUUAAGAUUCCACGUGAACCGGGAAAUCCAGGGAAAGGUAACUACUGGACCCUGGACCCUAUGGCGGAGGAUAUGUUUGACAACGGCAGUUUCCUGCGUAGGAGGAAACGGUACAAGCGACAACCGCCCGACUUUCUGUUGCGGGACCCGCACGCAGCUAUGGCUUUCCUGGCACCACCCGACCGCUUCAACCCGCUGCAUCCUCACACGCUUCACUACCCAUAUCUGUCGCCGCUGCCUCCAGCCGUGCCUCUCCUGCCUCCCGCUGAACUCGCCCGCCUCUCGCUCGGACUCAACCUGCUCUCGUCGUCAGGGCCACCCCCGACGUCUCUCCCUUGCAAGCCGGUCCCAGUGCAGGCGGCACCUCGCUCAGCAGCCGGCUUCAGCAUCGACUCCCUCAUCGGCAAGAACCCUCGCCCGAACAAGCCUUCGCUUCCGCCGCCUCCACCGCCUCCAUCCUCGCAGCACUUCCACCACCUGCCGACCUCGUCGCCGCCGCCCGUCUCCCGGAGCAUCGAGUCGGCUUUCACGCCCCUGGCGGCCGCCGCCUGGGCCAGGUGAGUGACGGGGCUCACGCUGCCACCACCUUAUCACUCCUAGGUUAACUAAGUACCGCGCCUGAUCUACUCAUUCUGUUACCUCUAUUUUGUUCAGAACUUAUCAUUUUCCUUACUAGAUCGAAUUUAUUUUUCAAUUCAUGUAAGAGUCAUAAAUAUUGAAUGAGACCGAUUCAAUUCAUAUAGUUCAUGAAUAAACUACAUUUCUUGACUUGUAAAUCAUACCUUCAAAGUAGUUGUCAUAUUCAAUCGCAGAGAAGGCUACAUAACUUACCCUUUUUUUCUUUAUCAUUAUAUUAUAGACUACCUACAAUCAUGAUAUUAGAUUUAGUAGUUUCAACUUACUUAACUUGAAAUCAAAAAUUAAUUUUGAAUAUAAAAAUUAAUAAUCCAAUAAGAAUAUCAUAUAUUCAUGAUAAUCUUCAAAAUAGUUUUGUUUUUAAGGAAGCUACUCCAUUCCCGUUAGUAAAUUAUUGCUCUUUUAGCGUAUAUACACUAACAUGUACACCCUAUACAUUACACGUAGUGUGAAAACUAAUCACAAUGAUGUCAUGUUAUAAUAAUUCACUACAAGUAAAUUGUUCAUAUUCAAGUUCAGUCCCCGUCAAUAUAAACCUUCAAGAAUCGAUCAAUCGUUUGAAAAACUCUUCAGAUUCAUUCAACGUUGCUGGUUGAACUAGAAGAGAACAAUGUUAGGCUUCUUCCUUCCUAAUUUUAAUUUUCAAUGAAUGAACUUCAAAAAAUAAUUCAUAAUAUCAUAUCAACAUGGGACUUGAGUAAUAAGUUGAAAUACCAAAUAGGCUAGUUCAUCCCCUUAGCUCCAUUAUUUUUGUAUUAUCUUUGUUCAGCUUGUUAUAAAGACGCAUAUUAUACAAUUUGGCAAAUUAUUCCAUGUGAGAUACAUUAGGAAGAAAAUGGAGUAGCUUCCACAACAAGAAAAUCAAUUGAAGUUAGCUUCAACUACAUUUCUCAUGUGUUCAAUGCUCAGUAUCACACAAAACAUUAUUAUUAUAAUUGGUUUGCUUCACAACCACAUUUCUGGUAAUUCACAGUUUCACUAUUAGGCUAUAUAUACGGGUUUUAGUUUUCUUUUGUUACGAUAUUAAUUUAUAUGAGAGUUAACUGGGAAUAGUUUUGUUAUAAUUUGAUCUAUGACUCCCGUUAGACUUUUAUAAAUAAGUAUUUCUCCAUUAUUGAGAUUUCAUGUAAUUGAAUCAAUAAAGAACAUGUUAGUUCGUUACCAGUUAAGUUAGGCUAGAGAGAUCAGGCCGGAUUUGAGUGAUGCAUUUAAUUGUUGAAGCAGUGUGAGCGAAGUGUAGGCUUCUUACCUCUAUUAGAUUGGUGUAUUUUAUUCAUAUUGGAACUCUAUUUGAACUGUACAGAAAUGUUAAUGGUGACCCUAGUUCUUAAUCAUCGUUGUACCGAUCUCGUUGGAGAUUUCGCUGUUUAUCAUAUAAACGUAAUAAAGAGGCUAGUGAUAAGUAUAAAUAGCUCAGCCGUAUUAUUAGAAUUUAAGAACCUAUACCUGUUAGCCAAAGAAAAUUUUAUAUUAGGUUUAGCUAUUUUGUAUUUAAAGUGAAUGGUGAUAUCAUAAUUAAAUGUAAAUAAUAGUAAUUUCCAAGUAUUCUAUCAAAUACAUUGAAUGAAUAUGCAAUUCCCCAUGAAUUUUCCAUCAGCAAACUGUACUUAAAAACUAUUUCUUUAAUUCGUUUAGUAAUCAAAUAAAACAAAAAUCCGAGUUGAAUCAUCUUAAGAAUGAUAAUUCAACAAGAUUAGUGAAUAUGAAAUAAUUGAACAAUACACAAAUAAACUGUUUCAGCUUAAUUGACUGUCAAAAUUAUUGUCAUAAUAGACUGUCAUAACUUCUUUUACAAAGUUGGAGAAAAUUUUCAAUCUUCGACAUAAAUCGAGAGAUUUUGAUAUUUACUUUAGGAGAAUAUUGAGGACUUUCUCGAACAAGGAAAUACUUUGACGUUUCAUGAAGAAAUCAGUUUUGAAGUUUCAUAUAAAAUAAAGUUCACCAAAGAAGUAUGAUAUCAGUAGAGCCCCUGAAUCUACCAAAGCUUUCAAAGUUUAUGGAAAUGUAACCACUAAAGAUCGGUUUUAUUUAUUAAUAGUUCCUUUAUUUGUUACCUGGAAAGCCGUCGAUAACCUAGAUGCGCAAUUGUGUUGUAGCCUGAAGAACAAUUAUUAUUCUCCAUCUGACGUGAAACGAUUAACAAGACAUUAUUAAGAUAGAAGUAUUUGUUCACGUUAUUCUCUUUUUUAAUUAUUUUUGACAGUUCAAUGUUGCAAGGUUUUAAUCGGAGGCGGUAUAUAAAGUAUAAUCCAUAUACACAUCCAAACUCCAAAGAUGCACUACAACUUAUUUAGUUUGAGAUGAGUUGAAAAGUUAAUAAGUGCCAAGAGUUAAUGAAGUUUAGUUCCUAACUGCUAGUCAGAAUGAUGUGUUUAAUACUUCAAAACAGCAAAAACAGACAUUCUUCUAUGAUAAGAUUUCAAUUGAAAGACUUUUUGAAAUCUAUGGGAUUUUUGACUCAAGACAAUUUUGACUGUGAAAUUUCUGACAAACCUGAAUGUUGAUUGUACAUGAAGUUAAUAAUUUAUUUUCUUGAAACAGUGCCCUUUACAUAAUAUUUCGCCCCCAGUUUCCUACUCAAUUUACUCUACCUGAACUUUAAAAACAUGUUAUCAACAACAAUAAUAAUUAUUAUAAUUAUCACUCUCUUCAGAAUAAUCUUGUAAUGUUUAUUGUUACUUUAGAAACAAUUAGCCUACUCGUACUUCAAGAUCUCUGUUAUCUCUGUAUAUACCAUGUACAUAAAUGUAGAAUCGUCUAUACUUCGUAAAUAUAUUUAUAAAUGUAUACUUAUGUAACUAUGUACCAAAUAGCUCAAAAGUUUAGAUUAUACCAUGUAAAAAUCAUAUAUGUAUUGUAAAUAGACGUGAAUGACUGAUUAUACGAUUAAUAACAU
Nilaparvata lugens (brown planthopper) is the source of this 4053-nucleotide messenger RNA. RefSeq names its product forkhead box protein D3-like. The record is from RefSeq and is a predicted model, not a curated record. The transcript has a single exon. Gene Ontology annotation, biological process: regulation of transcription by RNA polymerase II; cell differentiation; anatomical structure morphogenesis. NCBI's taxonomy places the organism in Eukaryota, Metazoa, Arthropoda, Insecta, Hemiptera, Delphacidae. The coding region runs from base 18 to 1082 and encodes 354 amino acids. Gene Ontology annotation, molecular function: DNA-binding transcription factor activity, RNA polymerase II-specific; RNA polymerase II cis-regulatory region sequence-specific DNA binding.